GUUGCAGUUUUGCCUUCAACGAAAGAAAAAAAAAAGUUGCAGUCCUGCAGUUUAGCCUCUCGCCUCUAGGCACAUCGGCGUUCGGCGCUCAAAGCUAAACCCUAGCUCCAACCUCGACUAGCCGGCGGCGGCGGUAGAGCGAGCGAUCCCCGGAGAUGCCUGCGGCGGCUGCUGUUGCGUCGGCUGUGGAGAGGCUACAGGCGGCGGCGCAGGACGCGGCCAACUCCUCGGCGCGCUCGGCUGGCGCCUUCUCCGAGCAGGCGCAGCAGGUCCUCGUGCCCAGGGCUGCCGGGCGGGUCGUUUCUCUGUCGACAUGUACAAAGGUCAGCGCCAUAAGCUUUGCAGUUGGUGUCUUGGUGGGGUUCACGCUCAAGAAAAGGGUGCGCCGAUGGGCUGCUAGACUGCUGAAGAGAAUCAAGGAUGAUGACUAGUGCCAUGUUUCUGCAUUUAGUUUAGUGCCAAGUCGACUCUUUGAACAGUUCCAUUGGUUUUCUAUGAACGGAAGAUCAUGAAUCAUCUGCGUUCCAGCAUUUGGUAGUGUGUAGAUGCUGAUACAGCAUUGCUAAUACUAGCGAUGUGGGUGUACCAUGCUGCAUAACUCUUCUAUGCGGUUUCCUUUGUCGUGAAACCGUGUCCCCUGUUAUUGUGCUGUGCAUUGUGCCCCCUUCCAUUUUUUUUUAUUGCACGAGGCAUCAUUUGAAAGAGA
Molecule: messenger RNA, 706 nt
Organism: Panicum virgatum (switchgrass)
Lineage: Eukaryota; Viridiplantae; Streptophyta; Magnoliopsida; Poales; Poaceae
Exons: 2
Coding region: 156-431 (91 amino acids)
Source: RefSeq, a predicted model, not a curated record